Molecule: messenger RNA, 831 nt
Organism: Periophthalmus magnuspinnatus
Lineage: Eukaryota; Metazoa; Chordata; Actinopteri; Gobiiformes; Gobiidae
Gene: mrpl48
Product: mitochondrial ribosomal protein L48
Exons: 8
Coding region: 108-746 (212 amino acids)
Cellular component (GO): mitochondrial ribosome
Source: RefSeq, a predicted model, not a curated record
UUCCGGUGUCAGUUUUAAGCUCACGUUUUUCAUUUUUUGAUUUUUCUCCUGAAAACCAACGAAGCCUAAUUUAUAUUUGUGUUGUCCGAUCUGGACAGAUCCGCAGCAUGAAUCCUGUGUUUAGAAAGCUACCAUCUGUUCUGACACACGCGCUGGUCUUGGACAAAGCUGCUUCAUCAUGUCGGGCGCUGCCACGGACUCAACACGGCGUUUGGGGAGGAAGUGUUACCGUGGACACCAGGCAGUACAAGGGAAUGCCCACUCACACCAUCGGAAAGUGGAAAUAUCUGUUACCCAAAGAGGCACCUAAGAAGAAGAAGGACAAGCAGCAGAUGAAGCAGGUCGUCAUGGCGACGCAGACGGCGUACGGGACUCUGAACGUCAAAGUGUCUGGCUUCGACAUGACACUGGUGGAACACUACGCCCAGUACAUCCACCGCCUCUGUGACUGGCUCAGCGUCAGCGUCACAGAGAGUUAUGCUCUGCCGACCAAAACCACAGAAGUUUCGUUGAUGCAGGACCAGGGCACAAAGAUGUUCGUCGACGCCGUUUUAAAGACGCACAAGCGAGUCGUACAGGUGGACAGUCUGACGGCGUCUCUUUGUCCCGUUUUUCUUGACAUUCUUCUUAAAAAUCAGCCUGAGGGAGUUCAUCUGUCCAUCACAGAGCAUUCCGAGGCAGACUUCCAGGCUCGGUUCAAGGCCCGUCCGGAGCUCGAGGGGCUGAUGGCUCAGAUGGGGCACUGACCCAAAACCAUCAGAUGUUUGUACAGAAAGACUCUUAUAUUUGUGUCACAGUUUGAACUCAAGGAAAUAAACCGCAUUGUUCCAA